Messenger RNA from Dioscorea cayenensis subsp. rotundata (Guinea yam), 1293 nucleotides. RefSeq lists its product as uncharacterized. The transcript has a single exon. Lineage: Eukaryota; Viridiplantae; Streptophyta; Magnoliopsida; Dioscoreales; Dioscoreaceae. The record is from RefSeq and is a predicted model, not a curated record. Bases 1 to 1293 code for a protein of 430 amino acids.
AUGGCCCAGUUAGCUACAACUCAAACGCAGUUCAUGAAUGAAACUCGCACUACUCUGCAAAAUCAUUCUGCACAGAUAAGGAAUUUGGAGGUUCAGCUAAGUCAAAUGGCGAGUAUGUUAACAGAGAGACAACAAGAAAACUUGGCUAGCACAUCUAAGGCAAAUCCAAGAAAGAGUGGCAAUGAACAAUGCAAUGCAAUCACUUUGAGGAGUGGAAAUGAAUUGAAGGCCCCAGAGAAAAAGUCAAAGUCUGUAGAUCAGAAGCAUGAUCAAGAUAACCUUGAACACAACAAGUCUAAAGCUCAUAUUCAAGCAUCAUUACCACAAGAUACAUUUACCAAAAUUCCUUUUCCUCAGCGCUUGAUGAAGAACAAGCUUGACCAACACUUUGCUAAAUUCUUAGAUGUAUUCAAGAAGCUUCACAUUAAUAUCCCAUUUGCUGAAGCUCUUGAACAAAUGCCAAGCUAUGUGAAGCUUAUGAAAGAAAUUCUAUCAAACAAAAGGAAGCUUAAGGAUUAUGAGACAGUCACACUUACUGAAGAAUGCAGCGCAAUCUUGCAAAAGAAGUUACCACCCAAACUCAAGGAUCCAGGCAGUUUUACCAUCCCAUGCUCGAUUGGGAAUGUGGUGUUUGAGAGGGCAUUAUGUGAUUUGGGAGCAAGUAUCAAUUUAAUGCCCUUAUCAAUCUUCAAGAAGCUUAACUUGGGAGAAGCGCGGCCUACUACAGUCACAUUGCAACUAGCAGAUCGUUCAUUGAAGCACCCCAGGGGAGUAAUUGAAGAUGUCCUUGUCAAGAUAGAUAAGUUCAUAUUUUCAACUGAUUUCAUUAUACUUGACAUAGAAGAAGACAAAGACAUACCAAUUAUACUAGGUAGACCAUUUUUGGCUACUGGGAGAGCGAUUAUUGAUGUGCAAAAAGGAAAAUUACAUCUUCGGGUCCAAGAGGAAGAAGUGACUUUCAACGUUUUUGAUGCUAUAAAAUAUCCUCAAGCAAGUGAAUGUUGCUUUCGUAUUAAUGAGAAAAAUCUUUUGCAAUUGAAUGAGUUCGAUGAUUUUCGAAAUGAAGCUUAUAAAGAUGACAGAACUAAUAAAAAGCAAACAAAGGCUAGGCAUGGAAAAUUCAAGCUGAAGUGGUGUGGACCAUUUACAAUCAAUAAGAUGUUACCAUAUGGUGUUGCGGAAGUCACUCAUUCAAAGAAAGGAACUCUCAAAAUUAAUGGGCAGCGGAUGAAGCCAUAUUUUGGGUGGAGCUUUGACAAGGGUAAAAAGAAAAUCAUCUUGAACCCACCAUGA